UGCCGAACUGCCGCGGGUUCCCGCUGCCUGGCAACGCCAGACCACACACCCGGCUCCCCACUGUUUACGAACCACUCAUAUGACAUGCCGUGUCUGCGGAAGCUACCUUCAUGGACUGUGCGGUGUGCAUGACCCGCUUGGCGACAACGAGAUGCACCGUGUUUGCCACAGAUGUGUCAACUCGAGCAACCGCAAGGAAUCAAGCACAGACUCGACUGCUUGGGCUGCAUCUUCGAAGCGCCCCUGCCCGGACGAGCGGGCAACGGGGAAGGAGAAGCGAGCGGGUGCACUGGGCAGCUUGAAACCCGUUGGCAACACCGCACGUAAGAAAAGUUCGUGGCGCCGAAAACCGCGAACGACCGACGCUCGAAGACAAGGUUCGGGCGCUCGACCUUUUGAAGAGCAUGAGCGGCGUAGCAAUCGCGAAGGAUAUGGGGAUCGGGACAAGGUUCGGGCGCUCGACCUUUUGAAGAGCAUGAGCGGCGUAGCAAUCGCGAAGGAUAUGGGGAUCGGGGUGAGCACCUUGUACAGGUGGAGAGCUAAGGAAGCAGACAUCAGCAAACAAGCAGCAGUUUCCAUGCCCGGCGCCAAGUCUACGAAGGGGGUUGAGUUUGCGAAGGUGGAGUAAGCAGUCAUGAAAAUGUUGGUGCAGGCGAGGGCACUGAGAAUGCCUGUCAAUCGGGACGCGAUCCAGGCAUUCGGGCGCAAAGCUCGUCGUGCGCUCGAGAACGCAGCAUCUACGGACGCCGAGCGUGUGCAGUACAGCGGCUGCAACGUGUCCGAGGGGUGGGUAAAGAAGUUUGUCAAGCGCAACAACCUGCACCCCCGUACACUUCACGGCGAAGCAGGCAGCGUCGACGACGAAGCCAUCGCCGAUCGCCUCAGAGUAAUCCGCGAGACGUGCGCUUAGUAUGCCCCAGA
Messenger RNA from Ectocarpus sp. CCAP 1310/34, 921 nucleotides. NCBI's taxonomy places the organism in Eukaryota, Phaeophyceae, Ectocarpales, Ectocarpaceae. The record is from the annotation of a GenBank genome assembly.